This is a messenger RNA of Clonostachys byssicola, 252 nucleotides long. The record is from the annotation of a GenBank genome assembly. Lineage: Eukaryota; Fungi; Ascomycota; Sordariomycetes; Hypocreales; Bionectriaceae.
AUGGCGGGUGGUUUGGAGGAUAGAGCCGUCAUGUCUAAAGACUGGGACAAGAAUGGGCUCUCCCCAGGACUGAAAUUUGAUUUGAAGAACAUGUGGGAGGGGCAUACACCACACCCUAGGGCUGCCUGGGGCCUGUGUUGGGAUGGAGUCGGUGCCGGGAAUGAUGGCGACGGUGGUGUUGUUGGUGCUGGUGAUGCUUGGGAUAUAUACUGGCCCGGCGUGGUCGAGGACGCCGGAUCUCUGGAUGGAUGA